Linnemannia hyalina is the source of this 240-nucleotide messenger RNA. The record is from the annotation of a GenBank genome assembly. Lineage: Eukaryota; Fungi; Mortierellomycota; Mortierellomycetes; Mortierellales; Mortierellaceae.
AUGUAUCUCAUGAGGAACGGGGAUCCUCCGGAACUGCCUAAAUCUUUACCUCCAGAAGGGCAAGUGUACUUUGAGGAGGAGCAUAAGAAGAAUAAGGACAAGGAGGGGUUUGACCAUCAGAGAGUGGUCAUUAUCCGGUCGAACGAUAUUGUGGGCUCUGAGCUCCCAUCGAAGCGUCAGUUCAUGCUGUUGCGCGCAAUGGGAUUCCCCUCGGAGACUAUCGCUGCACCAGUCAAGUAG